This is a messenger RNA of Osmerus eperlanus (European smelt), 2524 nucleotides long. RefSeq lists its product as uncharacterized. The record is from RefSeq and is a predicted model, not a curated record. Lineage: Eukaryota; Metazoa; Chordata; Actinopteri; Osmeriformes; Osmeridae. The transcript has 13 exons. Bases 626 to 2281 code for a protein of 551 amino acids. Gene Ontology annotation, molecular function: protein binding.
AAUGAGGUGUAUUUUACGAAAGUAGUAUUUAAUACUACUAUUUAAUAGCAAAACAAUACAAUUUAAAUGUGCAUGGUAUAUGCAUAUUUUGCUGCAUUUAAUGCCUGUGGCAUUGCCUGAAACUGCACAUUUUCUAGCCCUAUACAUUUAGAGGUUAUUUCAGUUGUUUAGGCCAUUAGAUUCCAUUAGGCUAUAUUAAAAGGCGAAUGUAACGUUGAAUUUUAGCCCUGAAAGAAAGUUAUGGUAAUCUAAAAUUAAUAAAUUCUCUUAUGGAUGGCACUGACAUUGAAGAUUUAGGAGUCUAGUUGUUGAGUUGGAAAUAAUUGUCCCUUCAGUCCACACGGCGUCGCCAGGAAGACGUCCCGACGUCUGGUGUUUAGCCGGUGGUUGUUGCCCUAACAUCCGGCUAGGACACGUCUCAAUGUAUCUGUCAACAAUACUUGGGAAAGUGACAGCUAGCGUAGGUAGCUACAGUAGGGUCCGUGAACAUUUGACUCAGUAGAUAGACUGCAACGUAGAAAUUAACUGCAGUGCACCUUCCAGUCUACUCUGUCAAGGCGAGGAAUCUGGAAACAAAAGAAGUUUCAAGUUUCCGUGCUGCUACUUCUUUUAUGAAGGGCUUCAAAUGGGGGAGGCGAGGAAGUUACAGAAGAAGUUGAGACAGAUUGAGAAUUUGGAGAUCAAAAUCACUCUUACCCCGGAGGAAAGAUUCAAGAUCUCCACGAAGGCGGAGCUCCGGUCCAGAUUGGCUGAGCUGCUGCUGCAGCCUUCUGGCCCCCAGCUAACUCCAGGGAUCGUGAGAGAGGGAGAAAAAGAGAAGAUGAAAAGACAAGUUGAAGAUGCCUCUGAGGCCCUUCCAUCACAUAAGCCUCCAGCUACCAAGAUCCCCAAGGGAGAGUCUCGAAGGCUGGCAGCCAGGCAGGAGCAGACUGCAGCGGGGGGAGACACAGGCGGAGGAGAGGAGAGGCGGGCGACUGCCAAGCCUUCAGAACCCUGCCCAGCCGUGAAACAGCAGCGUCCAGCAGAACCAGCAGAACCCUGCCCAGCCGUGACACAGCAAAGACCAGCAGAACCAGAGGGAGAUGCCGAAUUCAACUCCCUCAAAGCAUCCUGGGAAAAAGCCAAGUUCCGAUUGAAGUUCUUGGAGGGUCACAGUGACAUCAUCACCUGCGUGGUGUCUGUAGAUAACCUGGUGGUCUCAGGAAGCCGAGACACAACGGUCAAGGUGUGGCACGUCCCCACGGCAACGGAGCAGAGAAAUCUGGGGGGUCACACAGGGGGGGUAACCUGUCUGUCUGUUCCUCCACCAGAGUACUGCAGGAGGCUAGCAAGGUCUCUGUCUCUGUCUGAGAAGGAGAGGUUCAUUCUAAGUGGUGCAGUCGACUGUUGUGUGAGGAUUUGGGCCUUAAGCACUGGUCAGUGUGUUAAGUCCAUCUACACGUUCAACACUGUGACUGCUCUCUGCUUUGUGCCCGAGGGAAAUGGAUACAUCGUCACUGGAUCAGAUGGGGGUAAGGUUCAAGGCUGGAGCUGGCUCACCCUGGACAACUGUCAAUCGAUCAACGCUCACCAGGACACUGUCACUUCCCUGCAGUCCCAGGGUCCUCUGGUGUUCAGCGGAUCAGCGGAUGGGAGUGUGUGUGUGUGGGAGGACCUCUGUUCAGAGCGGGACCCCUUGCGACUCUUACAUCACUGGGACGCCAUGGUGACAGGCUGCAGGGGUCAUGGUGGCCGUCUGACCCUCAGUCCCCGUGGCGACAGGCUUUUCUUGGCCUAUGGGAGAGCUAACGUGAAGAUCCUCAACUGGAGGGCUGGUACUGUGUCCAAACUGGCCAAUCACAGCAGCUCUGCAGGAGUCACAGACUGUGUCCAUCAGACAAGGGGAAUCCUGAUUGGCUCCUGCUAUGACUUAACAAAUGGGGAGAACACACUCAACUUAUUCUCUCUUCCUCGGUGCAGGUACUUGGCCUCCCUGAUGUGUGAGGAAAUACCCAGAAUUCUGUGCUUCGCCACAUGGUUCACAGGAAGUGGGGACCACCGCUGGGUGACGGGGGGACGGGAUCUGGUUGUGUGGGAGCAGCUGCCCAGCUCCAGCAAGCAGAGGGGAGACGUCACAGCGAAGCGAGACAGCCGAUUGGACGCCUCCCUGACGGAGUCGGAGGACAGUGAGGACGAGUCGGAUAGUGAUGAAUAUGAUGAUAAUGAUGGUGACGACAAAGACUCCACAUCCCAAGAUGCAUCAGACGGCUCCUCUUCCUGGUUCCGCUGUGUUCUUCAGUGAGUGAAACACCCGCCACCAACCUCAAGAAGAUGCCGUCCUAGAGCCAGCAAGGAGGGAGGGAGAGGAGAGAAAGAGUAACGCAGAAGAGGAGGGGGUUAAGUGUGACAGAUUGAUAGAGUGGAGGCGAAGGAGAGCGCCCAUAUGGAGGGGAGAGUGUGAAGAGAGCGAGCGAGCAUGAAACAGACUGUUUUUCUAUGUAAAUGUUGUUUCUCAUGUAUGCAAUAAAGCUGUCACGCUAUCACC